Knipowitschia caucasica is the source of this 1134-nucleotide messenger RNA. The record is from the annotation of a GenBank genome assembly. NCBI's taxonomy places the organism in Eukaryota, Metazoa, Chordata, Actinopteri, Gobiiformes, Gobiidae.
AUGUUGGUGGUGGUGGUGGUCGUGCUGCUGGUGCUGCUACUGGUGAUGAUGCAGCUGCUGCUGGUGAUGAUACAGCUGCUGCUGGUGAUGAUGCAGCUGCUGCUGGUGACAGUGGAGGUGUUGAGAUCCUUUGAGGUGGUGGAGGUGUUGAGAUCCUUUGAGGCGGUGAUGGUGUUGAGAUCCUUCGAGGUGGUGGUGGUGUUGAGAUCCUUCGAGGUGGUGGUGGUGUUGAGAUCCUUCGAGGUGGUGGUGGUGUUGAGAUCCUUUGAGGCGGUGAUGGUGUUGAGAUCCUUCGAGGUGGUGAUGGUGUUGAGAUCCUUCGAGGUGGUGAUGGUGUUGAGAUCCUUCGAGGCGGUGAUGGUGGUGGUGUUGAGAUCCUUCGAGGUGGUGGUGGUGUUGAGAUCCUUUGAGGCGGUGAUGGUGUUGAGAUCCUUUGAGGCGGUGAUGGUGUUGAGAUCCUUCGAGGUGGUGAUGGUGUUGAGAUCCUUCGAGGUGGUGAUGGUGUUGAGAUCCUUCGAGGCGGUGAUGGUGGUGGUGUUGAGAUCCUUCGAGGUGGUGGUGGUGUUGAGAUCCUUUGAGGCGGUGAUGGUGUUGAGAUCCUUUGAGGCGGUGAUGGUGUUGAGAUCCUUUGAGGCGGUGAUGGUGUUGAGAUCCUUCGAGGCGGUGAUGGUGUUGAGAUCCUUCGAGGCGGUGAUGGUGGUGGUGUUGAGAUCCUUCGAGGUGGUGGUGGUGUUGAGAUCCUUUGAGGCGGUGAUGGUGUUGAGAUCCUUCGAGGUGGUGGAGGUGUUGAGAUCCUUCGAGGUGGUGGUGGUGUUGAGAUCCUUCGAGGUGGUGGAGGUGUUGAGAUCCUUCGAGGUGGUGGUGGUGUUGAGAUCCUUCGAGGUGGUGGUGGUGUUGAGAUCCUUCGAGGUGGUGGUGGUGUUGAGAUCCUUCGAGGUGGUGGUGGUGUUGAGAUCCUUCGAGGUGGUGGAGGUGUUGAGAUCCUUCGAGGUGGUGGUGGUGUUGAGAUCCUUCGAGGUGGCGGAGGUGUUGAGAUCCUUCGAGGUGGUGGUGGUGUUGAGAUCCUUCGAGGUGGUUGUGGUGUUGAGAUCCUUCGAGGUGGUGGAGAUCGUGCCCGUGCAUGGUGCUGGUUGA